AUGAUCAGGGUGCUGCUUUUGGGGGUUGUUGGUGUGGUAAGUUCUGCAUAGCACUGUCUUAGUUACUUGUGGGAAAUAAAAACAGUUUUAAACUGCCAACUUUCAGAGCUUUGGCCAAAUUAUUCGAGAGAUUGAGCGGGGACCGGAGGGCAAUUUGAUCAUAAAUUUGGGAGGGCUUCCGGAACAGCGGUUUGUGUAUCAACAGGACAAUGUGUUUAGAGCGGUAAGUAUUUCUUACUUUUUUUAUUUGAAAAGCAUAUAAAUUGUAAAAUACGGAGUGCUUAAACUGAAUAUUAGUUCUGAAAUAAUGAACGCAAUUUCGCGUAGCUGAGCCGAAAACCAAUUUGAUUUUGCUGCGACACAAUGCAUUUUCUCGACAACGAUGCGAUUUUCGAUGCGACAGAGUGAGUGCUCAUUAUUUUCCCGACAGAAGAUGAGCUUUUCGGCCGGAUAAAACUGAGCUUGAGCUAUAUACAAAUUCAUGUGAAACGAAUGGAAAUAACUGACCUGUACUCUUCGGAUCCUUUUACUCCUUACGAAAGAUCUGUCGAUCGCGCUUUGCAGAAACAUUUUUCUGCUGCUUUGAAAAGGUCUCAAUCUGCCCCCACGUAUUUUUCAACAAAAACCAUCUAUAUUUUUGUCUUUCUACCAUCCCUUUUUACCAUUGUAAUCCGAUAGUAUCCUUUGAGGGACAGACUUUUAUUUUUUUUCAUCAAAAAUUUAUAAAAAAUUUCAACAUUUUGGUCAUUUUUGAAAAUCGCAGGUUAAAAUUUUUGCAAAGCUCUUCGCUGAUAAUACAUAGUCUGUCGGGAAAAUAAUGUGCACAAUUUCAUUGCGUCGACAGAUGACAUUUAUAUUGAUGUUAUUUAUAUUAACCCGCAUUUGAGAAGCUUCCGGCAUUUUUCCAAUUUGACAACAUUUACAUUUUUCGGAUUUCAUAUCGAAUAUCUUGACUACGUGGCAAAAUGCCGAAUUUUCAAGAUUUGUCGAUCAAAAAUCUUCAAAUUUUUUCAAUCACCUUGCCGCCAAACAUACAUUUCUUGAAAAAUCUCCAUUUUCAGCGAGCCCGCGGAGUUGUCAACGAAGACAACCGAAAAGUGCAUGGUCUCGAAAACAUGAAGCACUCCCUUCCCCAGUCCGAGGACUACGACUACGAUCUUUUCGGGCAAAUUACGGAGGUCAACUCCAAGGACGGGAAUAAGCAAAACAAGAAGGCCAAGUCCAACCGCAACGGCGUGAUCGAGCUGCUCUCGCCGAAAGAGGACCAAACGCAGACCGAGCGACCGGUCGCAAAACCUUACAUAGAUGUGGACAUCCCCAACUACGGAGUGAAUCACGAGGCCGCGCUGGGGCCUCGAGACAGUAUUCUGAACGAGUUUGUGACGGCGACGGUCAGACAUGGAGGCUGCAGUUUCAAGGACGAGCCGACGAAAAAUGAAACCGCCAUCGAUGUUCCAAGGGGGACUAGAACCCCGGUAAGUGAAUUGUAGCGUAAUAUGAAAUAUUGGCAUUUUCAUAAAGUGCAUGGACAUUUUCCGUGGGCUUCACCGUGCACAAAAAACCUCAUUGCAACGGCAUUUCAAUUUUUUUUCUUUUUAGUUUUGUACUAUAGGUUCAAAAUGGGUUUUUUCAACUUCUUUCCAAAUUGUGGAAACUUUGCAAAAUAAUUUUUUGACACAAGGUUUAUAGUACACUAAUACAUAUUGGAGCCAAAUAUGGCACAGUUUUAUCAACAACCACAAAAGUUACAGCGAUUUUAAAAGUGCAUUUAUAAUUUUGUCGAGCAGUGCAUGGAAAAGAGAAAAAAUGUCCACGCACUUUAUGAAAAUACUAAUAUUGUAAUUUUUGCCAACUUUUUAACCCUCAGUUUUAACCUGACCCAUUUUCAGCGCCAAAACAUUAUCAACAACGUGGUCUCGCCGGCCGCCUUGAGCGCCACAUACGAACGCAACGGCCAACUUGUUGAGCCCUCCGGCAACGCCGGCCUCCCUCUUCCCGAAUGCUACAGAACACAGCAGGGAAUGUUGUGUUGUAACCGGAUCCUGGAGGAACUGAUUUAUCAAGCCAGCGACUUGAUGGUGAACCGCAACCAAAACAAGUGCAAUAUCGACAUCUACAGCGAGAUUUUGAAGGUAAAUUUUAGGAUUUAGUGGGCCUAGAAAUCAAGAAGGUGAUGAUGUCGGGUCCCUGACAGGAUCCAUGCAUCUUUUUGGUAUCCUUUCGAAUCAAAAUUUUUUCAGAACAUGGCAGAACAGGAGUUCCAAACGACCUUUGAGGUGAUCGCCGCCAACGGCGAUUUCGCCGCCAAAGCCAACUUCAAAGACAAUUUGCUGUGCAAAUCUCUGGUGAACUCCAAGUUUGUCCUCAUCUACGCCACACCAGAGUCCUAUCCAAUCAACCAGAAGAACGUCAAACUACCUCUUACACAGUAA
Molecule: messenger RNA, 2432 nt
Organism: Bursaphelenchus xylophilus (pine wood nematode)
Lineage: Eukaryota; Metazoa; Nematoda; Chromadorea; Rhabditida; Aphelenchoididae
Source: the annotation of a GenBank genome assembly